Molecule: messenger RNA, 2546 nt
Organism: Manduca sexta (tobacco hornworm)
Lineage: Eukaryota; Metazoa; Arthropoda; Insecta; Lepidoptera; Sphingidae
Gene: dib
Product: cytochrome P450 302a1, mitochondrial
Exons: 8
Coding region: 826-2433 (535 amino acids)
Molecular function (GO): monooxygenase activity; oxidoreductase activity, acting on paired donors, with incorporation or reduction of molecular oxygen; iron ion binding
Source: RefSeq, a predicted model, not a curated record
UUUCCAUAACAAUGAAUACACUUAAACGAUAGAGUAGUUAUUAUUAUCCGUGUUCGAUCCGGAAGAGGUAGAUGCCAAACGAGAUUUUCUUGGUAGGAUUAUUAUGGAAUAGUGGCAUCUUAAGCAAGAUUUCAGCAGCAGGCCCGCGUAGUAUGCCAGGAGUCGGACAAGACCUCAGUUAGCGAAAGAUUCAUAAAGGACAUGUUACCCAAUGCAAGCAUUUAAGAAAAAACGUUGAAACUUUUUGUUGUUUUCGUAUUUUACAAAGGCUACUAUUGUACCUAAUUUACAGACUGAUAGUGUAUGCAUCUGAUAAACCUAUCUAAUCUUGUCCCUUCAAUGUUUAUUUGAUUUACUCUGAGUAGUUGCAAUACUUGGUAUUUACGGUACUGUUGAGCUCCUAUCAUUAGCUGUAAGGUUAGGUAGGUAUAAUAGUACCUAUACUGUAGGUACCUAUAUCUAAUUUUCAGUCAAAUAAAGCCAUUUUUUGUGACUCGUGCCGGAUGAGACUCUUUUGUAUUUUAUAAUAAACAACCACCUCUAUUAAGCCUCAUUCUACUUGGACUCUAACUCAGGGCUGUCUUAACCAUAUGUAGCGUUAGGGUAGACAUCUUUAUAUUAUAAUCGUGCAAUGACACGAAAUAGAAUCAUAUUCCCGUAAUACCAAAUCCCUGUGUAAUAUAUUCCAGAACAGUCAGUCAAUCAGUAAAUUAGCAUAAAAUCAAUAGGUUUAUGUUCCAGAGCGAUCUGUAUAAUCUCCUCCUUAUGCUUAUAUUAUGUGCAUUCAUUUACAAUGGACGUUUUGCCUUUUUGUAAUUCGAUGCUAUGGCUCAGUGGUGCGAUACGAUCCGUAAACGCUACCCGCUGACUUUGCCUCUGUUCCGUAUUAAUAUGUACAGAUUAUUAAAUAAUUACAAAUGUAUUGCGUGCAGAAAAUUUAUACAGAGAAAUUAUACUAUGGAAGUUUCGCACAAUGUUGUACAAAAAGAACCACAAAAAGAAUCUUUAUUGCAUUUAAAUGAUAUUCCGGGACCAAAAUGCUAUCCUGUGAUUGGAACUUUACACAAAUAUCUGCCAUUCAUUGGCGAUUACGACGCUGAAGCUUUAGAUAAAAUUGCAUGGCUAAACUAUCGUCGGUAUGGUUGUCUUGUUCGGGAAGUUCCUGGUGUAAAUGUCAUUCAUGUUUACGAUCCCGACGACAUCGAAGCGGUGUUUCGACAAGAUGAUCGCUUCCCAGCGCGGAGGAGUCACCUCGCGAUGUACCAUUACCGGAAAAAUAAGCCACAAGUCUACAAUACUGGCGGGAUUCUUUCUACAAAUGGACCAGAGUGGUGGAGGCUAAGAAGUACGUUUCAAAAAAAUUUUACCAGUCCACAAAGUGUUAAAGCGCACGUGGAAUGUACCGAUGAUAUAGCAAAGGAAUUUGUACAAUGGGUUCAUAAUCGGAAAUUCCGUUGCAAUGAAGACUUUUUAAUUUAUUUAAAUAGAUUGAAUUUAGAAAUUAUAGGUGCAGUAGCUUUCAAUGAACGUUUUGACAGUUUUUCCCCGCAAGAGCAACAUUCAAAAUCGCGUAGUAGCAAAAUAAUUCAGGCAGCAUUUGGUUCAAAUAGUGGUGUGAUGAAGUUGGAUAAAGGUUUUCUGUGGAAGUUUUUUAAAACACCACUCUACAGGAAAUUAGCUCAGUCGCAGGAAUAUCUAGAAAAGGUGUCGACGGAAAUACUUAUGAAAAAAAUGAAGUUUUUUGAAUCGAAUGAAAGCGAUAACGAUAAAUCACUAUUGAGCUCAUUUUUGCAGCAGCCGAAUAUAGAUCAAAAAGAUAUAAUUGGUAUGAUGGUUGAUAUCUUAAUGGCUGCCAUAGAUACAACAUCAUAUACAACUAGUUUUGCCUUAUAUCAUAUUGCUCGUAAUCCAGAAUGUCAAGAGAAAAUAUUUAUGGAAGUAGAAUCAUUGCUUCCCGAAAAAGACUCAAGUAUCACUCCCAAUGUUAUAUCAAAAGCUGUGUACACACGGAGUACUAUUAAGGAAAGUUUAAGAUUAAAUCCAGUAUCCGUCGGAAUUGGCAGAUUACUUCAAAAAGACAUUGCGCUAAAAGGAUAUUUUAUACCAAAAGAUACUGUAAUAGUGACUCAGAAUAUGGUAUCGUGUCGGCUGCCACAGUAUGUUCGGGAGCCUCUACUGUUUAAACCGGAGCGAUGGUUAAGAGGUUCCUCUGAAUAUGAAAAUAUUCAUCCAUUUUUAAGUUUACCAUUUGGUUUCGGUCCCCGUUCUUGCAUUGCAAGAAGACUGGCUGAGCAAAAUAUGUGUAUUAUAUUAAUUCGGUUAAUUCGUGAUUUUCAAAUACAAUGGAAGGGUCGAGAAUUGGGGAUCAGAACAUUACUUAUAAACAAGCCAGAUCAACCAGUAACUUUGUCAUUUGUGCCAAGACGUUUAUAAGUUAUUAAGUAAUAGACACAAUUAUUAUGUUAAUAAUAUUUUUUGUCGGAAUGUACUUAAUAUGCCACUAAAUACUAGAAUAGGGUGAAUCAAUAAAAGCUCUUCAUAUAUUA